UCUCUCUCUCGCCCAUCACCAACGCACGUUAAGCUCUAAAAAUGGCUAAAGCUCCAGUUAGGGUUCUCGUCACUGGCGCCGCUGGCCAAAUAGGAUAUGCUCUUGUGCCGAUGAUUGCUAGAGGAAUCAUGUUAGGCCCAGAUCAACCUAUAAUUCUGCACAUGCUAGACAUCGAACCAGCUGCCGGGGCUUUAAAAGGGGUGAAAAUGGAGCUAAUUGAUGCUGCUUUUCCACUUCUCAAAGGUAUUGUUGCCACAACGGAUGCUGCCAAGGCUUGUAAAAGUGUCAACAUUGCGGUUAUGGUCGGUGGAUUCCCUUGCAAAGAAGGAAUGAUGAGAAAAGAUGUGUUGCCCAAAAAUUUUCCUAUAUACAGGGCUCAUGCUUCAGCCUUGGGGGAGCAUGCUGCUCCUAAUUGCAGGGUCCUAGUAGUCGCCAACCCAGCAAACACCAACGCAGUCAUUUUCAAAGAAUUCGCUCCUUCGAUCCCAGAGAAAAACAUCACAUGCCUUACGCGGCUUGAUCACAAUAGAGCUUUGGGCCAAAUUGCGGAGCGGCUAAAUGUUCACAUUAAUGAUGUGAAGAAUGUUAUCGUAUGGGGAAACCACUCCUCUACCCAAUACCCAGAUGCAAGUCAUGCAACUAUUACAACCACCAGUGGAGAAAAGUCUGCAGGAGAACUAAUUGGAGAUCAUCAUUGGUUACAAAAUGAGUUUAUCACCACAGUUCAACAACGUGGUGAUGUCAUCCUCAAAGUAAGGAAGCUGUCAAGUGCAUUAUCUGCAGCAAGUGCAGCUUGUGAUCAUAUACGUGAUUGGCUUCUUGGAACUCCCAAGGGAACAUGGGUUUCCAUGGGAGUGUUCUCUGAUGGGUCUUAUGGUAUCCAACCCAGCCUUUUCUACUCUUUUCCCAUUACUUGCCAGAAUGGAAAUUGGUCAAUUGUGCAAGGGCUUAAGAUCGAUGAGUUUUCAAGAACGAAGAUGGAUGCCACUGCAAUAGAGCUAAUGGAAGAGAAAUCCUUGGCCUAUUCAUUUAUCAAUCAACAGUGAGCUCAUUGUGUUGGGAGAAAAAGGGGAAAAAGGGGGACUCAAAACACAAAAUG
This is a messenger RNA of Rhododendron vialii, 1099 nucleotides long. RefSeq names its product malate dehydrogenase-like. The record is from RefSeq and is a predicted model, not a curated record. Gene Ontology annotation, molecular function: L-malate dehydrogenase (NAD+) activity. The transcript has 7 exons. Lineage: Eukaryota; Viridiplantae; Streptophyta; Magnoliopsida; Ericales; Ericaceae. Gene Ontology annotation, biological process: tricarboxylic acid cycle; oxaloacetate metabolic process; malate metabolic process. Bases 42 to 1046 code for a protein of 334 amino acids.